This is a messenger RNA of Varroa destructor (honeybee mite), 2252 nucleotides long. It is a transcript of the gene PheRS-m, whose product is annotated as Phenylalanyl-tRNA synthetase, mitochondrial. Gene Ontology annotation, molecular function: phenylalanine-tRNA ligase activity; ATP binding; tRNA binding. NCBI's taxonomy places the organism in Eukaryota, Metazoa, Arthropoda, Arachnida, Mesostigmata, Varroidae. The record is from RefSeq and is a predicted model, not a curated record. Gene Ontology annotation, cellular component: cytoplasm; mitochondrion. Gene Ontology annotation, biological process: phenylalanyl-tRNA aminoacylation.
GUUUCUGUUUAGGCGUAAAACCUUGCAUUUCUGCGUGAGUUCACACAAGUCUAGACGGAUAUUAACUGUGAUAAAACUAAAACAACAACUCAACGGAUUUCCUCGAACCGCGAAAUUGUAUGGCGCGAAAUACUAUCUAUAUAGCAGCAGCCAAAGGCUUGCCCGACUCCAUAGAAGAGAAAUGGUGAAUGUGUGGUACAAUGCCCGCCAUAGGUUCUGUGCAACAUCUGAUCGUAAUCAGCAAAAGAAAAGGAGCUGCAUCUACAAAAACGGGUUGGAAUUUAUGCAGAGGAAGUACACGACAAAGCGCUAUCCGAAAGCACGUCACCUCCUAGUCAUCAUUUCUGUCACUCUUGAACAAGCCAAACCAAAGGGUGUCCCAUAGUCGCGAUCUCUGCAUGUAGGGGCGGAAAAUGCUGACCAUAGCAUGCUCGCGAAUGUCGAUAGGGUUAUGGCAUGCUCCAGCCCCUGUAGCUAUUGUGAGUCCCGCAGUAACACAGUUACAAGAACUGCGUAUGCGAUUUAAAAAUGCGCGCAGAUUUGCUUCCGUCUUUACAGAUCCUAAGCCUGAUACCAUUCUCGUAAAUGGAACAAAAUAUCAAACUGAUGAUUGGACAAAUGUUACCCCAUCUAUUCUGCAGCAUCUUCAAAAAAAACUGCAUCUACGCGAUAAGCAUCCCAUGAACUUACUAAAACAGCUUAUCGUAAAUCACUUCAACAAAAAACAUGUCAACAGAAGGGGCAAUCCGAUCUUUUCUGUUUACGACCAACUCACACCAGUCGUCACCACUGAACAGAACUUCGACUCGCUACUUGUACCUACGGACCACCCAUCGCGUGCGCGAUGUGAUUCAUACUACGUAAACCAAAGCCAUAUGUUACGAGCUCACACGUCAGCCCAUCAGAGAGAUCUCAUAGCAUCUGGACUAGAUGCAUUUCUUGUUAUUGGCGAUGUGUACCGUCGUGACGAGAUCGAUCGAAGGCACUAUCCAGUUUUUCAUCAGGUGGAAGGGGUUCGUUUGUUUACCAAGGACCAAUUAUUUAAGACACAAGCCGAAGAACUUGCAUUGUUCGAAACUGUCUCGUCCCGCGCACAGCUGGAUAAUAAACAAGCCUGUCACUCAAUGGAAACAGCUAAGAUGCUCGAAUUCGACCUUAAGAAAUCAUUAGAGGAGCUAGUUUUAGAUAUCUUCAAGGAAAAACUCGACUUCCGAUGGGUGGAUACGUAUUUUCCCUUCACUCAUCCGUCGUUUGAGCUUGAGGUCAAACUUAACGAUGUUUGGGUAGAGCUUCUUGGUUGCGGUAUUAUAGAACAGUUACUGCUGAGAAAUGCGGGAGUUCACGAAAAGGUGGGUUGGGCAUUUGGUAUUGGUCUUGAGCGAAUCGCUAUGUUAUACUACAAUAUCGAUGACAUUCGGACUUUCUGGAGUGACGAUCCGGGCUUUCACGCACAGUUUAAUUUCACUGAUCCCAAUAAGAGGAUCUCAUUUCAUCCUCUCUCGAAGCAUCCGGCCUGCAUAGCAGAUCUGUCGUUCUGGAUACCUGACGGUUUUCUAGAAAACGAUUUUUACGAUAUGGUCCGGUCAGUAGGGGGCACUCUAGUUCAAGAAGUUUCUCAAAUAGACGUGUUCAAGCACCCAAAGACAGGCCGUACGUCUCAUUGUUACCGUAUCACGUACCGUCAUAUGGAAAAGACACUCACGCAGGACGAAGCAAACGAAGUGCACUGCGCCAUCGCUAGUCAAGCGCAGGAUGUCUUGUCUGUAGAACUUCGGAAAAAAUAAAGAAAUUUUCCAUUCAAUAUUAUCAGGCUAGUACAUUGAAUGCGGUAAAAUCGGCUAAUCUACUAUGUCAUGUAAAGCUGUGGAAAUAUUAUUGGAAUAUUACAAUGAUUAAUUUAAAAAAAAUUAAGAACUUUAAACAACUUUAUGCCGUAAAUUUAAUUGAAAAUUGAUGUAUUUAGAAUUAGUUAAUUAAUAAUUAAGAACAGAUUAAUUUAUUAUUAGCUGUUUAUUUAUGAACGGUUAUCAUCACAAAUGUCGAAUAAUAUGGGACGUCAGGAUAGUAUUUGAAUAAAGGAUGUAUAUAAAUACUUAGUACUUGGACAAAAUUUCGAGAUGUCCUGUCCUGUAUUAUUACAGGACUUCAGGUUCGUAAAUUUAGUCGUUAAUAAUAAUAAUAAUGCUGAUUUGACAGAAAGUGAGUUGCGCGAUAGUGACCCUGAAUUGUAAAUAAAUGGUUGACUAGAUUGA